CAAAGAUACUCUCUGCACCCUCUACACAUCUUCUUUGAGAAACUCACAACAAAAUAGCUCUUGUAACAAAACCAAUUCAACCAGCUGUUUUCAGUUCCAUUUGGGCUAGGUAGCAUGAUAUUUCAUUAAAUCAACGAGUCCUGUUUCAAAAACGUUUCAAACACUUGACAUUACGUAUCCAAAAUUUCAUUUUCUAUGUAGAAAACUUGAAAAUAUCGCUGUAUUCAAAUAUCCCAUUUCUCCGUGUUCGUGGGCCCGUGAUAUAGAGCAUUUGGAUCAUUUAAUAUGGAGUGAUUUGACAGAUUAUAGUUAUUGAUUGUGUUUCAGGCGGCGAAAGAAGCAUGGCGGAGAAGAGAACAGCUAAUAAAGAACUGCUAAUAACAGUCCCAAGAAAUGAGGACCUAAAAGACUCAGCUACUGGGUUAACAAAAACGAGUCCGAGUCCCGGUAAGCCCCCAAAAAUCCCACAUAUUGAUUCAUUAGGCGGCGAAAGCAGCACGGCAGAGAAGAGAACGGUUAAUACAGAAAUGCUAAUAACAGUCCCAGACGAUGAAGACCUAAUUGCCUCAGCUACUGGGUUAGCAAAAAUGAGCCGAAGGCCGAGUUCCAGUAAGCCCCCAAGAAUACCAGUACCUGAUGAAAAUAUUCUGACUCGAAGAAGAACUAUGGCAAGGUCAAUGUAUUCAAAACCGAAAUCAAGAUUUGGAGAGCAGCCACUUCUUGUUGAUGCUUCUGUACUCGAAGAUGAUAAUUUAGCUCAUAUUGAAGAACAUAUUUCUAGAAACUCAUCUUUCAGGAGGUCAUUGAGUAGAGGAUCAUAUAAUAGCAAAUCUAGUCAUAAUUCUUUUAUUCGGACAAACAUCGCUCCGCAAGCAACAGUAGGACUUUCCGAACGUGUCAGUGACGAGGAUGACGACGAUGUGGAGGAUGUUGUCAAGAAAGUUCAAUCUUUAAAAGAUAAUAACAAGAAAUUAGGUUUUAAAGUUGUUAUGCAAUGGAUUAUAUCUAUUUGCCUUUUGGGUUUCUUGAUUGCAAGUUUGACUGUUGAGAAGCUUGAGGAAUAUAAGAUUUGGGGCUUGGAGGUUUGGAAAUGGUGUGUUCUUGUUCUUGUAAUUCUCUCUGGAAUGAUGGUCACUACUUGGUUUAUGAAUUUCAUUGUUUUAUUGAUCGAGAUGAACUUUUUACUGCGAAAAAAGGUUUUGUAUUUCGUUUACGGAUUGAAAAAAAGUGUUCGGGUGUUUUUGUGGAUCGGAUUGGUUCUUAUUGCUUGGGUACUUUUAUUUGAUUCUGACAUGAAGCGUUCUAAAAAAGCUAGAAAUAUUCUGCACGGCAUAACUUAUACUCUUUCCGCGCUUCUUAUCGGAUCAUUUUUGUGGGUGAUCAAGACUUUAUUAUUAAAGAUUUUAGCCUGUAGUUUUCACGUAAACACGUUCUUCGACAGAAUUCAAGAAUCGAUAUUUCAUCAGUAUGUUUUGCAGACACUUUCAGGGCCUCCGCUGAUAGAAGAGGCUGAGAAAAUUGGAAAAUCAAGUACCACGGGUCAACUCAGUUUCAGGAGUACGAAAAAAAGUAAGAAAAAAGAGACUAAAGUGAUUGAUAUGGAGAAACUUUAUAGGAUGAAGCAAGAAAAAGUUUCAGCUGGGACUAUGAAAACCUUGGUAGAUGCAAUCACUCAUUCAAGACUCUGUACACUUUCUGAUGCAUUAAAAGAGAGCGUUUAUGGAAGGAAUACGAAAGCUUAUGAUAAUGAGAUUCACAACGAGAUGCAGGCGAUUGCUGCUGCGUAUCAUAUUUUCAAUAAUGUGGCUAAGCCUGGUUCCAAAUACAUUGAGGAAGAGGACUUCCACAGGUUUAUGAUUAAGGAAGAGGUGGAUCUUGUUUUUCCACUGCUUGAAGCAUCUGAGAAUGGACAAAUUCAGAGAAAAUCUCUCACAGACUGGGUGAUUAAGGUUUACAAUGGUCGUAAAGCACUUGCACAUGCUUUAUGUGAUACCAAGACCGCAGUGAAACAACUGAAUAAAGUUGGGUGUGGAGUUCUAAUAAUUGUGACGAUUUUUGUUUGGAUUUUGUUGCUUGAAAUUACAAGUUCUAAGGCCCUUUGGUACAUCGCAACACAGCUUCUAGUGGUAGCUUUUAUGAUGAAGAAAACUUGUACAACUGUAUUUGAAGCUCUAAUAUUUGUUUUCGUGAUGCAUCCAUUCGACGUCGGUGAUCGCUGUGUUAUUGAUGGCGCAAUCUUGUUGGUGGAGGAAAUGAACAUUUUAACGACAGUUUUCUUGAAACUUGAUAAUGAAAAGGUAUACUAUCCAAAUGCUGUUCUGGCAACGAAGCCAGUCUCCAAUUUCUAUAGAAGUCCUGACAUGGGCGAAGCUAUUGAAUUCUCAAUUGAUUUUGCAACUUCAGUAGAGAAGAUUGGAAUGCUCAAAGAUAAAAUCAAACAGUAUCUGGAAAAUAAUCCCCAGCAUUGGUACGCUGGGCAUGGAUUUGUGGUGAAAGAAAUUGAAAAUGUGAACAAACUAAAAAUGGCUGUAUAUUGCUCUCAAACUAUCAACUUCCAAGAUUGGUCGGUGAAGAGCGGGCGGAGGAGUGACCUCGUUUUUGCUAUCAAGACGAUGCUCGAAGACUUAGGUAUCACGUACUAUUUUCCGCCCCAGCAAAUUCACCUCCGCCAUAUCGGAUCAGAUGCUACAAUUGCCUCCAAAUUUUGAUCAAGUUGUGAUCAUUAUGGCUCAGUUUACCAUUGCAAAUAAGAUCUUGACUAUUCAUUUGUAAAUUAAAUUAGACAAUUGACUGUUUUGAUGAACUGUUUAUUCAAAUAGUCUUGUAUUUAAUAAAUAUAAAACCUUUAUUCAACUACUCAA
This is a messenger RNA of Mercurialis annua (annual mercury), 2861 nucleotides long. RefSeq names its product mechanosensitive ion channel protein 10-like. Gene Ontology annotation, molecular function: mechanosensitive monoatomic ion channel activity. Gene Ontology annotation, cellular component: plasma membrane. Bases 342 to 2708 code for a protein of 788 amino acids. NCBI's taxonomy places the organism in Eukaryota, Viridiplantae, Streptophyta, Magnoliopsida, Malpighiales, Euphorbiaceae. The record is from RefSeq and is a predicted model, not a curated record. Gene Ontology annotation, biological process: detection of mechanical stimulus; monoatomic anion transport; transmembrane transport. The transcript is spliced from 6 exons.